AUGGUGGUGAAAAUACUAGAUAUUUUACGAGUUGGCUGGCAAAUCAUCGAGGAAGAGGACCGAAUAAGUAGAGGUAAUGGAGGUAUUGGUGGUAAUGGAGGUAAUAAGGGUCCAGACCCUAUACAUACAGUAGGACCUCAAAGGGUUUUCACCACACAAUUGGUUCUUACCAGUGUUUCUGGCUUAUGUCUAUUUCUUUUAUUUUGCAUCAUGAGGUAUCGAUGGCCACACAUCUACGCUGUGCGAACGUUGAGACAACAAGGGACAAAAUUACUAAAACCACUACCAGACAAUUUAUUUGGGUGGUUGAAGGUGAUCUACAAGAUAACGGAUGAGGAGAUUAUUACCUACUCGGGUCUCGAUGCAUAUGUCUUCCUUUCCUUCUUUAAGAUGGGGAUCAAGAUAUUUUUUGUAUUGGCAAUAUUGGCAAUUGGAGUAUUGAGUCCAAUCCGAUUUUAUUUUACUGGGAAUUAUGACAAGGAAGACAUUUUGGGAAACAAUAAUCCCCAAAAACCGCCAGAUUUUCAUGAUGAUUUUCCGAAAUUUCUUUGGGUGUACCCGAUAUUCACGUACUUAUUUUCAAUUGUGGUAUUUUACUACCUUUAUGACUUUACAAUGAAAGUUUUAAAAAUGAGACAAAAGUAUUUGGCGUCACAAGAUUCUAUAACGGAUAGGACUAUUAGGCUAGAUGGUAUACCGAAAAAGUUGUUGCAAAGAGAGAAGAUCAAAAAGUUUAUUGAAGAUUUAGGAAUUGGCAAAGUGGAAGAUGUGAAACUAAUAUAUGACUGGACACCACUCCAGAACGAAUUCAAUAGAAGAAAGAAACUUAUUCGAGACUUGGAGUAUUUGUAUGCAUCCGAGUAUAAGAUGGAUAUUGACAUCUUUAAUCGACAGCGAAUACCUGCAGUGAAUCCCAUAUGGGAUGAGCCUUUGCUGCUCAAAGCACAAGAAGAAGACCAGAUUAUUAGAAUGUCAAAGGAGCUACUUGAGUUGGAUGAUGAUAUAAAAGUUACCAGAGGCAAAUUUGACACGGAGUUGUCAACUAUUAACGCUAAAGAGCACUAUGAGUUUAAACAAAUACCCUCUGCAUUUAUUACCAUGGAUUCUGUUGCGUCGGCGCAGAUGGCAGCCCAAACGAUAUUGGACCCUCGUGUUUACAAAUUAAUUGUCAGUUUAGCUCCAGCGCCAAAAGACAUCAUCUGGCCAAACUUGAAGUUAACCUAUUCCCAGAAAUUGCUCAAGUCAUAUUUAAUCACCUUUUUUAUUGUCUUGAGUUACGGAUUUAUUAUAUUCUUGGUUGUUCCAUUGACAUCUUUGCUUGAUUUGAAGACAAUUAGCAAAUUCUGGCCAGCGUUGGGCGAACUUAUUGGAAAGUCAAAAUGGUUGACUACAUUUGUUACAGGUAUUCUUCCUCCAUUGUUGUUUACCCUUUUAAAUAUCCUGUUUCCUUAUUUUUACCAGUACUUGUCACGGCAACAGGGGUACUCCUCCAACAGUGAAGUUGAAUUAUCAACAUUGUCAAAAAACUUUUUUUUCAUAUUUUUUAACUUGUUUUUAAUCUACGUUGCUGCGGGAACAUUCUGGGAUUAUAUGUCUUAUAUCAGUGAUACGACAAAAAUAGCAACGCAGCUUGCAACUUCACUAAGGAGAAUGGCUUUGUUCUACGUGGACUUGAUUUUAUUGCAGGGAUUAACUAUGUUUCCGGUUAAAUUGUUGCAGGUUAGUGAUUUUUUACUUCUCAACAUCUUGGGAAAGCUUUUCGUUUUCAAAAAGUUGAUUUUGAAAACUCCAAGAGAUUACAGAGCUUACUAUUUUACACCACAAAUAUUUGAUUUUGGUAUUCACCAGCCACAGCACAUUAUGAUUUUUAUGAUCAUUCUUAUAUACUCUGUGGUUUCGACAAAAAUAGUCACUUGUGGCUUAAUAUACUUUGUACUUGGUUUGUUUGUUUACAAAUACCAGCUAGUAUACAAUUUCGUUCACCCUCCACAUUCAACAGGUAAAGUGUGGCCAAUGAUUUUCAGGCGUGUGAUCUUAGGGUUGGUUAUUUUCCAACUAUUCAUGUGUGGAACACUUGCUUUGGAAAGUGCAAUUUUGUUAUCCGUGUUGUGCACACCAACAAUCAUUGCAACUAUGUGCGUUUUGUACAAUUUUGAAAAGUACUACGUGCCCUUGAGUAACUUUAUUGCAUUGAGAGCUAUAUUGAACCCUUGUGAUUUCGAUAAGGUGUUUGACAACGAUGAUACUCUGUUCACCUCGGGAGAAACUCAAAAUGACGAGCCCAAUUCUGCCAUUAUAGAAGAUGAGGAAAACAUCGAUUUUGCUAAUGAGACGCCCAUUGACGAAUCAUCACUCCUCAAUGAGGGGACACAUUCCGCCGGUAGAAACUAUGUUUCUGAGCCACGUAUUAAGGGGAAAUCUAAAUCUUUAGGGAGAAGAGAGUCCACUAUUGAUGAAGAAAGAGAGCAGUUUACCGAUUAUACAUAUCCGCCAUUAAAAGAUCCUUUAGCUGGACCAUGGGUUGGCUUUACUGGGAACAUUGUUUCCAUGAUAGAGUAUAAGUUUUGUGUUGAAGGCAUCUUGGAAAACGGUGAUAGAAUAUAUGGCGAAGAUACUAGAGUAGUACCACGAAAUGAGACGGAAACGACUAUAAUCAAUAAGAAGUUAAUAGUAAGUGAAUGGGAGUAA
This is a messenger RNA of Lodderomyces oxycetoniae, 2688 nucleotides long. RefSeq lists its product as uncharacterized. Gene Ontology annotation, molecular function: calcium-activated cation channel activity. Lineage: Eukaryota; Fungi; Ascomycota; Pichiomycetes; Serinales; Debaryomycetaceae. Bases 1 to 2688 code for a protein of 895 amino acids. Gene Ontology annotation, cellular component: plasma membrane. The record is from RefSeq and is a predicted model, not a curated record. The transcript has a single exon.